This is a messenger RNA of Nyctereutes procyonoides (raccoon dog), 2902 nucleotides long. It is a transcript of the gene GLTPD2, whose product is annotated as glycolipid transfer protein domain containing 2. The transcript is spliced from 3 exons. The record is from RefSeq and is a predicted model, not a curated record. Gene Ontology annotation, biological process: ceramide transport; intermembrane lipid transfer. Lineage: Eukaryota; Metazoa; Chordata; Mammalia; Carnivora; Canidae. Gene Ontology annotation, cellular component: membrane; cytoplasm; cytosol. Gene Ontology annotation, molecular function: ceramide 1-phosphate transfer activity; ceramide 1-phosphate binding. The coding region runs from base 1 to 993 and encodes 330 amino acids.
AUGGCGCCAGCAGCAGGCACUGGGGUCGCGCUGCUGCCGCUUGUCUCGCGGUGCUGGUUCCGCCACGCGAUUCCCCUCGCGGUCCUCCUGCUGCUGCUGCUCUAUGUCUGUGCCUGGAGCGUGCGUGAGUGUCCCCUGCCCUCGGCUGCCCUGGGAGGAACCGGGAAGCUCCGCGCGGGCGCCCCGAGCCCCCUCCUCACUGCUCGGCCUCGGCCCUCCCCAGAGGUCCUCCCGGGCUGCAGAUCCGGGGCACAGUCGUGUGUUCCCCAGGGCCCACCGCCGGCCCAGGUCCCGCGGCAAUCGGGCCCCCCGGAGGCCCCCGAGUGGGAAGAGCCUCAGUGCGCGGGCCCCCAGGGAGCGCUGGGCCGCGUGGUAGGGCCGUUCCGAGCCAGCCUGCACCCCGAAGGCGAUGUGGCGUUGCCGCAGUACCUCGCGGGAUGGAGGGCGCUAGUUAGGUUCCUAACUCCCCUCGGCUCCAUCUUCGCCUUCGCCACGAGCGAGGCCUCUGCCAAAGUGAUGGCCCUCGAGGCGCGGGUGCACGGCCCGGAGGCGGCGCACUACUCGUCGCUGGCGGCCAUGGCGGCCUGGGAGCGGCGGGCUGGCCUGCUGGAGCGGCACGGGGUCGCCCCUCGAGACCCCGCCGGCUCCUCGGGCUCACGCACACUGCUCCUGCUGCACCGAGCGCUGCGCUGGUCCCAACUCUGCCUCCACCGGGUGGCCACCGGGACGCGGGGCGGGCCGGACGCCGGCGCGCAAUGCAGCGACGCGUACCGCACGGCGCUGGCCCCGCACCACCCCUGGCUGACCCGUCAGGCCGUCCGCCUCGCCUUCCUCGCCUUCCCGGGCCGCGGCCACUGGCUAGAGCUGGCGUGCCCGGGCGCCGGGGAGGCGGAGGCGCGGGCCGCGCUGGCCCGGGCGGCGGGCACCCUGGGGGACGUCUACAACCGCACGCAAGGCUUGCUGGCCAAACUCGACCUGCUGCAGCUGGCCUGAGGCCCCCGGAGCCCCAAGUGCCGCGCGUCCAGCCCGCCACUGCCCGGGAGGCGGGCCAGGGGCGGGGCCGCCGAAGCCACGCCUCCCUGUGACGCCACCGCCUGGAGGGCCCGCCCCUCCCGCUCUGCGCAGGCGUGGGGCCCGGGGAGGUGCCGCGCGGAAUAAAGAGCGUUAGUAGCGAGCGGUGGUGGAUUUAGGGCGUCUUGUGUGAUGACUGCAGGCGCUUAAGGGAAAUAGAAAACAAUGAAUGUGGGAAGAUGUGUCAUCCCUGUUCCCGGCAGCCGAGCGACUCACGCCACCCCCCCCCCCCCGCCCCGGGGCCGCUCCCAGCCACUCCCAAGGCUACCGCUCCCCACUGCGUGCCAAGUCUCCGGCCCAGACCUGCGCCCUGAGCCCCCGGCCGCGUCCAGCCGGCUCCUUCCUGGACGCCUCCAUAGACGCCGCAGGUGCGGCACGUCCAAGCCCUGCACCUCUGCGUGUGUCCCCCGUCCCUGCCCAUCACUAGCACCCUCCCCUGUCUGCUACCCAAGCCUAACACACCUGUGCGUCAGGCCUCACACCGGAGCAGGCAGAGCAAGUGCUCAGCUCAUAACGUGUGUUCACGAAAACACGUCCUUGGGCACGCCCACGAGAGUGAGCAUGAAAGCAGAUGGCCGUGUCACACGAUGAGAGCUCUCAAGUUGGGAGUCCAGCCCACUUUCCCCUGCACCCCAGAAUCCUAUACAUGCACCUCCUGAUUAGAUACCUUCGCCUGGAUUUCUGCUAGACAUAACAAGCCUAACAUGUCCAAGACUGAGCUGCGCAUACCCUUUCCUCCCCACCCCCACUCCCCAAAUACUUCCUUCGGGGAGUCUUUGCCAACUCAGUAAAUGACGAUUCAUUCCAUUCUUCGAGGUCCUUAAGCCAAAAACUUUGUAGUCAUUCUGACUUCUGUUUCUCUUGCAUCACACCCUCAUCUAAUCUGUCAGAAUCCCACCAUUUCCCACGAUCUCCGCUGCCAUCACCCUUGCCAAGCCAACUUUAUUGCCUGGAUUAUUACAGUAGUCUCCUAAUGGACUCUCUGCCCCACACUUGAUUCCCCUAUUGCGUAUUUUCAAAAUAACAGCCAAAGUAAUCUUAAAAUAUAGAUCCUAUCACAUCACUUCCCAGCUCAAAACCUUCCAGUGGCUUCCUAUUGCACUGAGAUGAAAAAAAAAAUUUUUUUUAAUUUAAGCAGGAAAUUUUCUGGCUCAUAUUUUCAAUUGAGAAUGAUGAAAAGCUUCAUAAAAGUCCUGCAUGAUCUGACUCUGUACGAGCUGAGUUGAACUCUUCCGAAUUUCCUUCAAUUUCUCAGGCAAGAUCCUGCCUCAAGAUCUUUGUACUUGCUCUUCCCUCUGUCUAGAAUGCUUUUCCCCCAAAUAGAGAAAUUACUUCUCUCCUUAUAUCCUUCUGGAUUUUACUCAAGUGACUCCUCAGGGAGACCUUCCCUUGUUAUUCUUUCUAAAAUUUCCACACACACACACACACACACACACACACACACACACACACACACUUCCUGUUUCCCUUCUCUACUUUUUUUUUAUUAAUAUGAGUCACUAUGUAAUAACAUGCUGUAUAUUGUACUUCUUUGUUUUGUCUCCAUUAAGAAAUGUAAGCUGCAUGGAGCUGAGAACUUCUGUCCAUUUUGUUCCUCCAUUGCUUCAAACAGUGCCUGCCACCUAGUAGACAUUCAAUAGCUUUUUGUUAAAUGAAUCUAUGAACAUUCAAAAUGGUUCUGAUGGCUGGAGCCAAGAGUCAAAAAGAAAAAAGGAGAUUGCACAAUGAUGCAAAUGUACUUAAUGCUGCUGAAUCAGACUUCAGAAAUGGUUAAGAUGCAAAAUGGUAUAUGUUAUUUAUAUUUUACUACAAUAAAAAAUUUAAAAGUAAA